CUGCGGUCGCAGCUAACGGAUAAGUUACCGUAUAAGAUUUUUACGCGAUUUUCACUAGUUAAACGAAGGAUAGCGUAAUAAUAACUUGAACAAUACGUUAUUAACUAAGAAAAAAUAUGGCGCUCGAGAAUUCUACUGUUGAUGCCGUUUGUACGAAAGUAUACACGCGGGAAGAAGUUGCUAAGCAUACUGAUAGAGACGAUUUGUGGCUUAUUAUUAACCGUAAAAUUUACGAUGUGUCUAAAUUUAUCAGUCAUCCGGGUGGAGACGAAGUUCUUAUGGAACAAGGUGGUCGAGAUUGUACAGAAGCCUUCGAAGAUAUCGGUCACUCAAGUGAUGCAAGAAAAUUGAUGGAAAUCUUUAAGAUUGGAGAAUUAGCAAAAGAGGAAGGAGAAGAGGAACAAAUGUGUGAAUUAAAUCAUCUGCCUGAUGGAGAUAGUUCUAGUGGUUCUUGGAGAUCGUGGCUGAUUCCUAUUGUACUUGGGGUGCUGGCAACUCUUGUCUACCGUUAUUUUAUUAAAGCACAUUGAAGCAUUCCCAAUAUUUAUUUUUUUGUAAUUUGUACUAUACAUAAAUGAUCAUUAUAAAUAAUUAAUGAAAGAAUAUUAUGUACAUUGCACAUAAUUACAGUCUUGUUUUAUAACAUGAAACUGCACGCAAAAGCUGG
Molecule: messenger RNA, 667 nt
Organism: Habropoda laboriosa
Lineage: Eukaryota; Metazoa; Arthropoda; Insecta; Hymenoptera; Apidae
Gene: Cyt-b5
Product: cytochrome b5-like
Exons: 5
Coding region: 117-530 (137 amino acids)
Cellular component (GO): intracellular membrane-bounded organelle; membrane
Molecular function (GO): heme binding
Source: RefSeq, a predicted model, not a curated record